This is a messenger RNA of Carassius auratus (goldfish), 1629 nucleotides long. RefSeq names its product histone H4-like. Bases 475 to 759 code for a protein of 94 amino acids. NCBI's taxonomy places the organism in Eukaryota, Metazoa, Chordata, Actinopteri, Cypriniformes, Cyprinidae. The record is from RefSeq and is a predicted model, not a curated record. Gene Ontology annotation, molecular function: structural constituent of chromatin; DNA binding; protein heterodimerization activity. The transcript has a single exon.
CUGACUCAACUCUGGAGGGUCAACCGGAACCUGACUCAACUCUGGAAGGUCAAUUGGAACCUGACUCAACUCUGGAGGGUCAACUGGAACCUGACUCAACUCCAGAAAACCCUCUGUAGCUGUCAUCCUCUGCAGUGGCUCUGGGCUGGCGGCCGCCUUGUGCAGUGGCACUGGGUUGGUGGCCAUCUUGUACUGUGGUGCUGGCUCAGCUGACGUGACGUGAACAGUCUCUGGAUCGACAGACGUGACGUGAACACUCCUGGGAAUCUCUAGGAUCUUUGACAACAUGGACAAAUAAUCCAGAAACGUCUCAGCGGCCAUAUUGGGCAUUGUCGCUGAGCUGGCGGCCAUCUUGCACCGUGGCGCUGGGCUGGUGACCACUUUGUGCUGUGGUGCUGUGCUGGCGUCCUUCUUGCCUCGUGGCACUUUCAGGUACAAUAUCUAUAGCAGUAAGUAAAGCUUGAAAAUAUAGUAAUGGGUUCGGUAAAGGAGGCGCUAAGCGUCUCCGGAAAGUGUCACCGGAAAGUGCUGCGGGAUAACAUCCAGGGCAUCACCAAACCCACCAUCCGUCGUCUCGCUCGCCGCGGCGGGUUCAAGCGUAUCUCCGGUCUGAUCUACGAGGAGACCCGCGGUGUGCUGAAAGUGUUCCUAGAGAACGUGAUCCGCGAUGCCAUGACCUACACCGAGCACGCCAAGAGAAAGACCGUCACCGCCAUGGACGUCGUGUACGCGCUGAAACGACAGGGACGUACUCUGUAAGGCUUCGGAGGAUAAACGGGUCCGUGUUAGUAGAAAACCCCAAAGGCUCUUUUAAGAGCCACCCACAUCUUCAAAAAGAGUACAUUUGUUUAAAUUUUGCUAUUUAGGGAUGUUACAUGUACAUAAUCUUACCGUGUCAAAACCUUCGACUACAAAUCAAAUGGCUGAGCUUCAGCUAGCAAGCUAUAUAUCUUGCCACACAGCAGUUAGUUGAUCACUUGGGUGAAUUGGUAAAUGCUGCCUUUGAAAAGGACGUGAGCAUCCAUCGUACAAAAUGCACAGCACUUAUCAGCAAUGUCAUAGCCUCCUGCAUGUUUAAAGACUUGCUAAAAGAUAUUAGAGAGGCUCCGUAUUCACUUGUUGUAGUGCGUUACUACAGUGUCUCAUUAAACAAGAUUGUUUCAACAUUUUUGGGUUUAGUGGAUAUGCAGGGAGAGACGGCAGAAGCAAUCACGACAACACUGACACAGUUUCUUGACAGUAUCGGUCUGGAUUUCAAGAGAUGUGUGGGCAUCGGAACUGAUGGUUGUAGUGUCAUGGUUGGACGGAAAAACUCAGUUUAUACUCACCUUCUCAAAAAGAAUGAGAAACUACAACUACUUAAGUGCAUGUGUCAUUCAAUUAAACUUUGUGCCAGCAAAGCCGUUGAAACACUGCCUCGCAAUCUCGAGUUUUUAAUUUCACAUUCGCACAACUGGUUUUCUCACAGUGCACUGAGGCGCAGAGAAUAUGCCAAAAUUUACCAAUUAAUCAACCCCGGUGAAACGCCAUUGAUGCUAGUGCAGCUUUCAGGCACUAGAUGGCUCUCCAUAUAUGACUGCUGUGUCCCUGAGUAAAUGCAAUGGAAUGAGCUGAAGUUACAUUUCCAGC